Miscanthus lutarioriparius is the source of this 756-nucleotide messenger RNA. The record is from the annotation of a GenBank genome assembly. Lineage: Eukaryota; Viridiplantae; Streptophyta; Magnoliopsida; Poales; Poaceae.
AUGCAGCCCGUCAAGGUGUACGCCGACCGGCGGUCGCAACCCUCCCGAGCUGUCAUCAUCUUCUGCAGGGUGAACCAGAUCGAUUUCGAGGAGGUCACGGUGGAUCUGUUCAAGUCUCAGCACCUCACCCCCGAAUUUAAAAAAGUAAACCCCAUGGGACAGGUACCUGCAAUUGUUGAUGGAAGAUUCAAACUAUUUGAAAGUCAUGCUAUUUUGAGGUAUCUUGCAUCGGUGUUCCCUGGAGUUGCAGAUCACUGGUAUCCUGCUGACUUGUUCACUAGAGCCAAAAUUGAGUCAAUCUUGGAUUGGCAUCACACAAAUUUGCGUCGUGGUGCAGCAACCCUUGUACAGCACACUGCAUUGGCUCCCUUUCUUGGUCUUACGACAAGCCCUGAGGCUGUAGAACAAGCAGAGAAACUUCUAAUGCAGUCACUGGGGGUGAUUGAAUCGUUGUGGCUGAAAGGUGAUGCAAAGUUCUUGCUAGGUAACCCCCAGCCAUCGAUUGCAGAUCUGAGCCUUGUUUGUGAGAUAAUGCAAUUGGAGAUCCUUGGCGAUGAGGUCUGUGACCGAUUUCUGGGAGCUCAUGAGAAGAUCCUCAUCUGGAUGGAUAACGUGAGGAAAACCACGAGCCCUCAUUUUGAGGAAGCCCACGAGCUCCUUUUCCAAGUGAAGGCACGCAUGCUGCAAAGCAAGGCUGCCGCAUCAAACCAGGCUUUUGAGCCAAGCACAAAGCUCAAAAUAGCAUCGAAGCUCUGA